AUGGAUCUUUUAGAAAUUCAAGAAGAAAUAAAGUCUCAAAUUGACAAACUAAGAAUAAAUUUCAAAAAAUGUGCAAAGGAUAGAUUAACUCGUCAAUACAUUGAGACAAGAUUGCAAGCAUUAGAAACAAAAUAUAAAGAAUUCACCAAAAAUCAUGUGGAAUUGAUUAAGAAAAGAAGCUCUUUGAGUACCGACUACUUUAGCGAAGACGUUUUUGGGUCUGUUGAGGAGUUUUAUUUAGAAUUCAAGACUGAGUUGAAAGAAAGGUUGGAUAGUUCUGUAAUGAAACAACAAAGAGAUACAUCUUUAAACGUCACUGGAAAUUUCAAUAGUGCAGUCAAAUUGCCCAAAAUAACGAUACCAGCAUUCUCCGGAUUGUACACUGAGUGGUUGAGUUUUCGCGAUCUCUUCAAGUCACUUAUACAUGGCAAUGAGGCACUUGAUAAUGUCCAAAAGCUUCACUAUUUAAAGGGACACCUAACUGGCGAAGCGGAACAACUCGUACGUCACAUACCCAUCACAAACGACACGUACAUUCAAUGUUGGACUCUUUUGGAAAGCCGAUACAACAACAAACAAUAUUUAGCUAAUUCCAUACUCAAGCGAUUCUUUUCGCAUAAAAAUGUUACGUCUGAAUCCAGUACUUCGAUUAAACUGUUAUUAGAUGGUACUAAUGAUAUGUUAAAUGGUUUGUCAAAUUUAGAGAUUGAUACUAGUUCAUGGGACAUUAUUGUGAUUUACAUCGUUAGUCAAAAACUGGAUUCAGAAAGUCGCAAGCUAUGGGAAAUUAGAGUUAGCGAGUGUUCCAAUAAGCUGCCUACGAUUAAUAAUUUUACGGAAUUUUUGGAACAUCGGUUCCGCUCACUUGAAUUUUUGGAUACUAAAGCGACUAAGCAAACUAUUGCACGCAGUUAUGUUUGUCAAGAUUCUGUUAAAGUCACUGAAUCUUGUAAAUAUUGUGAUGAAUUUCACAAGAUUUACAAUUGCAAGAAGUUUAGUCAACUAAGUGUUGACGCGCGUCGUGAGUUUGUCCGGUCCAACUCAUUGUGCUUCAACUGUUUGUCUAAUUUCCAUUCCGCUUUUUCUUGUCGACUGUCCGCUAGGUGCCGCCUGUGUCACAAAAAACACCACUCUCUACUGCACCCACUAAACCCCAAUCCACAAUCAUCUGAUCAAGGAACUCAAUCCGAUGAUCAAGUAGUGGAUAGUAUGGCUGCUACACUAAGCACAUCUCCACAGAGUGAGGCGACUAACGUAGUCUCAUGUUUUUCAAACAUUCGAGGUCAAGCUUUGUUGGCCACAGCUAUGAUAAAGGCUGAGUCUAAGGCUGGUUCUACUAUAGUUUUAAGAGCCUUGUUGGAUCAAGGCUCUCAGGCUUCAUUUAUCACGGAGUCUGCUGUCCAGUUAUUAGGCCUUAAGAAAAUGCCAAUCAAAGUAGACAUAUCCAGGCUAGGUGAUGAGGGCAGUAUGCCCUGUAAGUCAAUGGUAUCGAUAAAGAUUCAAUCACGCCUAGAUUCCUCGUUUGUCAUCGAAAUCCAAGCGUAUGUAUUAAAGAAACUUACAUCAUUUUUACCUGAGAAAAACAUUGUCAAAUUAAUUUCAACACUUCCUGCGCUUGAGUUGGCUGAUCCAUUUUUUGGUACACCCAAUAAAAUUGAUAUGGUAUUAAGUGUAGGAGUAUACUCCAAGAUACUAUUAGAAGGUUUAAUCAAAGGUCCGCCCGGGACUCCUAUUGCUCAAAAGACGCGGCUAGGCUGGAUUUUAUCAGGUGACAUUUACGACCCAAAUAGUCGUAAUUCUGAAUUGUAUAACAAUGUUAUUGUUAGUAUGCAUGUUCAAUCAUGUGAGAACGAUAUUCUGAAAAAAUUUUGGGAAAUAGAAGAGUGUAAAUCAGUUAGCAAAAAAUUGCUUACAGAAGAAGAAGAAAAUUGCGAAAAGUUGUUUUCUGAAACCACGAAAAGAGACAACUCCGGACGAUAUAUCAUCAAAUUACCUUUUCGACAGAAUGAUCCACCCUGCAAAUACGGUGAUUCCAGGCAUAUUGCACGUAAAAGAUAUUUUUUGUUAGAAAAAAAACUGUUAAGAAACCCAGAUCUUAAAGUACAAUAUGCUGCCGUAAUAAAGGAAUACUUCGAUUUAAAUCAUAUGGAGGUAGUUCCACGUGCAGAAAGAGAUAAACCAAAUGUCGUGUAUUUGCCUCACCAUGCAGUCAUACGAAAUGACAAAAGCACGACAAAGGUACGUCCAGUUUUCGACGCUUCUUGUCAAGGGAUUAAUGGCGUGUCGCUUAACAAUGAUUUAAUGAUUGGACCCACGCUACAACCAGAGUUACGACAAAUCAUUAUGCGUUGGCGUUGCCAUCCGAUAUGUUUGAUCGCCGAUAUCAUUAAAAUGUACAGACAGGUCAAAGUUUUUGAAGAACAUGUUGAUUUUCAGCGUCUUUACUGGCGUGACAGCCCAGACUCUGAUCUACAACAUUUCAGGUUAUUGCGUGUUACUUUUGGCACAUCAGCAGCACCUUACCUUGCUGUAAGAUGCCUACAGCAACUUGCAUAUGAUGAAGGAAAUGAUUUUCCAUAUGCUUCAAACCGCGUCCUUUCUGAUUUUUACGUUGAUGAUCUUAUCACCGGUUGUGAAACAGAGGAGGAAGGACGGCAAAUUUAUAAGGAAAUGAAUGAAUUGCUCAGUCGGGGUGGGUUUCAACUUCAAAAAUGGUCUACUAAUAGCACAGACUUGAUGAAAGAAAUAGAAACUGACAAUGAAGGCAAAGAUAAGUUAGAGAUAAAAGUAGACACAGUCGUGAAAAUUUUAGGAAUAACCUGGAAUAGAGAAAGGGAUGAAUUCCAAUAUACAGUCCAACUGCCUCCAUUGACAACACCUGUCACAAAGCGAAGAGUAAUUUCAGAUAUUGCCCGGCUUUACGAUCCUCUUGGAUGGAUUUCACCUGUAAUAAUAACAGCCAAGGUGUUUAUACAAAAACUCUGGCUGUCCGGCAUCGGUUGGGACCAUGAGUUGCCAAAUUUGUUAUUACAGGAAUGGAUCGAAUAUCGUGCAAAUCUCAAAAAUCUCAUAGAGUUUAGAAUUCCCAGAUGGAUCCAAACGGACAGUAAAGCCAUCCUUCGUGAGCUUCAAGGAUUUUGUGAUGCGUCUAAUGCUGCAUAUGCAGCUGUCAUUUAUUUAAGAGUCAUUGAUAGCCAAAUGAAUGUGCACGUUCACCUCAUCACUUCCAAGACUAAGGUAUCUCCAAUAAAACAGGUUUCAAUACCUCGUUUAGAACUUUGUGGCGCGGUUCUUUUAGCGAAACUUCUUAAUGAAGUUUCGAAUUCAAUGGAAAUAUCAAAGGAAAAUGUCCAUGCUUGGACAGAUUCUUCAGUUGUCUUGGCAUGGUUGAGAAGUCAUCCCAGUAAAUGGAAGACAUUUGUCGGUAAUCGUGUUUCGGAAAUACUUACCAUUAUGGAAAGCAACCAGUGGUCUCACGUGGUCUCGAAAGAUAAUCCUGCAGACUGUGCUUCCAGGGGCAUAAGUGCCGAAGACUGCUGCAAAAGUAAACUGUGGAAAUAUGGACCAAAGUGGUUAGAAAAUAAGACCAUAAAUUACAGCAAAGGAACAAUGGAACAAACAAAUUUAGAAGAGAAAACAAAAACCGUUAUUUGUAAUGUGACUGCAGAAAAUAGAGACGAGACUAUAAUUUCUAGAUUCUCAUCUUUGAGAAAACUAGUAAGAGUAAUAGCAUAUUGUAGAAGAUUCAUACUCUAUAAAAAAUCAAAUAAUAAAGAAAAAUGGCUUACCUUUACCGAAAUCAACAACGCUCUGCAUACCUGUAUAAAGAUGUGUCAACAUGAACAUUUUAAUAAUGAAAUAGAAAGUUUAAAGGAAGAGGGCAGGGUUAAAAGAAAAAGUAUUCUACUUUGCUUGAAUCCUUACUUAGAUGCUGGUGAAGUCCUGCGAGUUGGUGGUCGGUUGCAAAUGGCUAGAAUCCACGAUAAGAUGAAGCAUCCUGUAAUAAUACCACAUAAGUCUCAUUUUACUGACCUGUUGGUGGCUGAUGCACACGAACGCACACUACACGGUGGACCACAAUCAAUGCUCAAUUAUUUAGGAACUAAAUAUUGGGUUAUUAAUGCUAGAGGACUUGUUAGACAGCAUUUCCGAAAGUGUGUGACUUGCGUUCGCUAUUCUGCUCAAGCAAAUCAACAACUGAUGGGUCAAUUACCAACGGCCAGGGUUACGGCAAGUCGCCCCUUUUGUCAAAGUGGGGUUGACUAUGCCGGGCCAAUCGCAGUCAGGCCCCAUAAGGGUCGAGGGUAUCAUGCCACAAAGGGCUAUAUUUGUUUAUUCAUAUGUAUGGCUACUCGAGCUGUACAUUUGGAAAUGGUCAGUGAUAUGACAUCGCAGGCCUUCAUAGCUGCUUUCAAGCGCUUCACCGGAAGGAGAGGUCAUUGUCUUGAUUUGUGGAGCGAUAAUGGUACUACAUUCGUCGGGGCCAAUAAAGAGUUAAAAUCCUUAUUUGCUAAAGGGAGGGCAGGAUUUCCUGCUGACAUUAUGGACUGGUUAGCUACUAAUGGCACUAACUGGCACUUCAUUCCGCCACAUUCUCCGAACUUUGGAGGGUUGUGGGAGGCAGGAAUAAAGUCUACCAAGACACAUCUGAAUCGAGUAAUAGGCAAUCACACACUUACGUUUGAAGAAAUGGUUACAGUUCUUACUCAAAUUGAGGCCUGUCUGAACUCUCGGCCCAUUGGUCACGUUAGCAGUAAUUCGGAGGAUCCUUACCCAUUAACUCCCGGUCAUUUUUUGAUUGGGGAACCAGUUAUUUUAGUGCCAGAAAAUAAUUAUGAAGGUUCCAAUAUAACAACUUUACAAAGAUGGCAUCUCGCGCAGAAAUUGGUUCAAGACUUUUGGCGAAGAUGGUCAGCCGAGUAUUUGACAAAAUUUUAUCAUAGACACAAGUGGUCAUAUCAAACAGCGGAACCAAGGGUAGGCGACGUGGUGUUGGUGAAAGAGGAUAAUCUUCCACCAGCGCGAUGGCUAUACGGCAUCAUCACCCAAAAGCACACUGGUCCGGACGGUCUCACUAGAGUUGUUUCACUAAAAUGUAAGAAAACCAUUAUAAAACGAUCAACAUCGAAACUAAUUAUUUUACCUGUUAGGACCUUCUGA
Molecule: messenger RNA, 5160 nt
Organism: Pararge aegeria (speckled wood butterfly)
Lineage: Eukaryota; Metazoa; Arthropoda; Insecta; Lepidoptera; Nymphalidae
Exons: 1
Coding region: 1-5160 (1719 amino acids)
Biological process (GO): DNA integration
Molecular function (GO): nucleic acid binding
Source: RefSeq, a predicted model, not a curated record